Molecule: messenger RNA, 4504 nt
Organism: Fundulus heteroclitus (mummichog)
Lineage: Eukaryota; Metazoa; Chordata; Actinopteri; Cyprinodontiformes; Fundulidae
Gene: igf1
Product: insulin-like growth factor 1
Exons: 5
Coding region: 299-856 (185 amino acids)
Cellular component (GO): extracellular region
Molecular function (GO): hormone activity; growth factor activity
Source: RefSeq, a predicted model, not a curated record
UCCUUAAUGAAUAACUUAGAACGAGGAGGAGGCAAACGCUGCCCCAGCUGUUUCCUGUUGAAAAUGUCUGUGUAAUGUAGAUAAAUGUGUGGGAUUUUCUCUCUAAAUCCGUCUCCUGUCCGCUAAAUCUCACUUCUCCAAAACGAGCCUGCGCAAUGGAACAAAGUGGGAAUAUUGAGAUGUGACAUUGCCCCGCAUCUCGUCCUCGUUCUUGCCCCCGGCUUCUUUUUUUUAAUGACUUCAAACAAGUUGCUCAUUUUCGCCGGGCGUCUUUGUCUUUCUGCGGAGAUCCGCGGUGAUGUCUAGCGCUGCUUCCUCCCAGUGGCAUUUAUGUGAUGUCCUCAAGGGUGCCAUGUGCUGUAUCUCCUGUAGCCACACCCUCUCACUACUGCUGUGCAUCCUCACCCUGACUCCGACGGCAACAGGGGCAGGCCCAGAGACCCUGUGCGGGGCGGAGCUGGUCGACACGCUGCAGUUUGUCUGUGGAGAGAGGGGCUUUUAUUUCAAUAAACCAACAGGCUAUGGGCCCAGUGCAAGGCGGUCACACGGCAUUGUUGACGAGUGCUGCUUCCAGAGUUGUGAGCUGCGGCGCCUGGAGAUGUACUGCGCACCCGCCAAAACUGGCAAGUCAUCCCGCUCUGUUCGUGCACAGCGCCACACAGAUGUGCUGAGAACGCCCAAGGUCAGCAACCCGGGACAUAAAGCGGACAAGGGCACAGAGCGCAGGACAGCGCAGCAGCCAGACAAGACAAAAAACAAGAAGAGAACAUCUGGACAUAGUCAUUCAUCCUUCAAGGAGGUCCAUCCGAAAAACUCAAGUCGAGGAAGCUCCGGGGGCAAAACUUUCAGAAUGUAGGGAAGCAGCGAAUGGACAACAGCUUAUGAAGAGAGAAGGGCGUGGCCUUACCUGGUACCCCCUUUGGAACGGUUCACUGUCAAACAAAACAAAGGAUGCUAAAAAAAAUGGCCUAAAAGUUAAAAAAAAAAUAGAUAAGUUGUGUUUAAAUGUUGGAUGAGGGUACUUGUGAUCAACUGAAACACUGCAUCAUUCCAUAUUGGGAGGAAUGUGUUGUUAACUCAAUGUAAAGGAAUAGUUUUAGCUGUUAAGACACAAUAAGAGUUAGCUAUACUUCCAUGUUUAAGCUGCAACAACUCCCUUUCUUGGCUCAAGAAAAGGUGGGAGCAUCAGCUACCUUUUCACAUCCUUUUUCACUCUGUCACAGCCCAAAUUCAGCAGCUGAUAUCCUUCGUCAAAUUCAGUUUUAUCUUUAGAGUUUGUUUUUUAAGCACUAUGCAUUACUGUGGAUAUGUUGUUUAUCUUGAAGAGCAAGACCAUGUGGUUUAUUGUCGGUCUUUCAAACAUCGCUGUUGUUAAUUUCACCCUUAGGCCAAGUUAAAUCCCUGUUAAGUGGAGUGGCUUGAGGGUUUGAGAGCAAUCCCAAUCCUCUCCAAACCCCACUAAGUGUUGAGGACACGGUCCGCAAUCCACUUCUAUAACAAAGGCUGAGGCAUAAUUUGUUGGCUUGGUCAAAAAGAAGGAAAGAAAGAAAAACCGACUUCAGGUUUUCCAAUUUUCCAAAGCGGAGAACAAACCUGAGAUUUUUUUUUUUACCUCUCAGCUCGUCGUUGUCAGAAAUAGGUCAGUCAGCAGAUUCAAAGUUCAUCUGGCACAAAUAAGUAGAUUUAUCAAAUAGUGAGAACCAGCCAAUAUGUUCCUCUUCUGUGUACUUUUCACAGGUCACAACUCUUUCCAGAUCUGAUUGCGAAAAAGGUCCAGCUACCUGGAAAUAAACAUUUCAGAAACAUUUAGUAGAAAUCAUGCAUUUUCAGUCAUAGGUUUGUUUUUUUCCAAAAGAUUGUUCUUAAAUGAGCCAAUACCAAUGACUAAAGCAAGAGAGUAAAAAUGUUGGAACAGUGGCUGUCUGUGGUGCCUUGCAAAAUUAACCUUACCACUUUUUACAUUUUGUCACUCUAAAACCAGAGACUUUAAAACUUUUUAUUGGGAUUUUAUGUUAUAGACCUCCACAAAAUAACUCAUAAUUGUGAGUUAGAAGAAAGGGAUGCAUGGUUUUCUGAAUUUUUACAAAUAAUAAGUGCAUUGUGAUCAGCUUUUCACUGCAAUGACAGUUUUAAUUUGAACAUAUUGCCCCAUUCUACUGCAAAACAGCUCAACCUCAAAUUGCAUGGAGAUUUUCAAGUUCUGGCACUUUAUUUUAUUGAAUUUAGGUCUGGACUUUGACAGGGUCAUUCUAAUCCAUGACUAAGACAUUGCCAUGCAGCUCCUGCUGUAUUGAUUGACCCGUAUUUAGCUACGUCCAUCUUCCCUACAAUGCUGACUGGUUCCCUGACCCUGCAAAAAAAAAAAAAGAAAAAGAAAAGAAAAGAAUCCGCACAGGAUGAGGCUACCACUACUUCUGUCUGUAGUGAUGGUGUAUUCAAGAAGAUGAGCAGCAUUUUCUUCUACAUCAAGGGGAAAAGGUUAAAAUUUGGUCUCUUCUGACUUAAUCAGCUUCUUCCGCAUUUGCGUAAAUAUCUGUGCAGUGCACGACUAGCAUUGACCGUGCCAACAGAUUCUUCCAGUUUGGUAGCGGAUGUCUGCAGCUCCUCCCAAGGCAUUUCCAGGCCUGUUUGUUUUGGUGGACAGAUUUUAUUCAGAGGUACCAAAUUAUUGCUUUUGCAAUUCUAUUACUUAAAAUCCCAGUAAAGUACCGUAAAAUUUUUCGGUUGUAACAUGAUGAAAUAUUGACAUUUUAAAAGAGGUAUCAAUUCUUUUGCAAGGCACAGUGAAGUUUGAUUAUCAUAACCUGACUUUUAUUAUUUAAGGGAGGCAAAAAUGUUUUUGCUAAAACUACUAUUGGCUUUGAGUCUAUAAUUUGAUCCAAUGACAAGAGUACAACCAAACAACACAGCAUCAGUUUCAAAGUCCACUGGAAAGGCUUGCAGAAUAAACUGAUAAAUAUUGCCAACUAACGUCUGACGAGGAAAUGCGGUAUUGCAACAGCACACAACUACACUUACAAAGCAGCCACAGUAAAUAUAUAAAUGAUCCAAAUAUGACUAAGGGUCAAGAUCACCUUCACAACUUUCACAAACAACCCAGUUCUGAGAAGCCAUUGCAUGAUAGCUGACAGGAAACUGACAGCCUCUCUGAAAAUGCCCCAAAGAUGGCUCACAUCUGGCUCUGCCUCCUCUCUCUGUGUAUAAUCAAGCUAUACUCCCAUUAUGUUAACCUAUGCAUUACUAUCACUCAUUGUACAUGAUUGUUUCAUAUAACAAAACUGUAUUAAAAAUCCUAUCCACUGUAUAAUGGUGCUAUUUUAUAGUUUGUUACUUGCGAAGAGAUGGCUAAGACAGACGGAUGGCAGGGCUUACAUUGGAGGUCUUCCCUUUUGCACAGCCUUGUGGCCACCAUGUUAAUAGUGAUUUUAUUUGUAAGCAGUUUCAAUAGUGGAAAGCAAGUAAAUGUAUCUGUGUGAAAUCUGUGAAUGCAUGGUGAAUAAAACAAAAAAAGGAAAGUGAGUAUACAAUGUUGUGGCUCCAAGAAGGCAAAAUGCUAUUUUUUCUACUAUUCUUAAAUUAUUUUCUCAAUAUAGAUCCCUAAUGCCAAAUGUCUUGGAAAGAAAUACUGUAAACUGUGAUUCUUCCAGUUGUGUUAAGAUUGUUAAAAGUCAUGGUGUGCUUUUGUCUGUCCAGUGUGUGUGUGUAGGUGUGUGUGUGUGCGCGCAUACGCCUCCCUGGAAGCCAAAGUAUCAAAUAUUAGGGGAAAUCAAACUGGGAUUAUGCAACUUUUAAUUAACUCCUACUGGCGACAGAAAGUCAUUUAACUGUGUUCAUUACCCAUUUAACAUUUUAUCUUUAAUAUUUCAUAAUAACCAAUUUUAAAUGUUUUGCAUUACGUUUAAGUUUGCAAAGUAUUUUAGGCAAACUUGCCUAAAAACUAUAAACACUGUAUGUCUCGCGGCCAUGUUGGUUUUUAUCAUUAAUUGCCGGUUGAAAAACCUCUGGGAAACUCCAAGUUGUAAUUGCAACUUUGGGAGGCUUCCAGUAAAAAUUUCUAUUUAAAAAAAAAAAGAAAAUUCUGACAAGACUUCAAAUAAAUUUUACAACUUCACCACUAAUUUAAAAUUAGAUGACAUAACAAAAAUCUUUGUCUUCUUGAAAAAGUGUUGUUUCAUAAAAGGAGAAUCAUAGGUCAAGUCGUUUUUGACACCUGCCUAAUUUGAGAAUAAAUUUACUUAUGCUGCAUUCUGCUUGCCUCUGCAGUUGGAGCUUGGAUGUUAAAACAAUAUAACACCCAGUUUGAUCACGAUCUUGUUGCAAGUCAAUUGCCAAUUUUGUUAGCACUGGCUACUAUUGGUUACACAACAUCAAAAUGCAUAUUUUCUCCAUUUUAUUAACAAAAUGAACAUCAUCACAAAUAGAGGCUGUAAAGUGGUGUGUGUGUGUCAGAAGUUUAAUUUCAUCCAAACUGGUAUAAGUGCAAAUAAAUUAUUUGAACCUGAAA